This is a messenger RNA of Clupea harengus (Atlantic herring), 5126 nucleotides long. RefSeq names its product solute carrier family 35 member F5. NCBI's taxonomy places the organism in Eukaryota, Metazoa, Chordata, Actinopteri, Clupeiformes, Clupeidae. Gene Ontology annotation, cellular component: membrane. The record is from RefSeq and is a predicted model, not a curated record.
UACUCCCCUGUCAUAAACUAAAGUGCUAGCACGUUGCCUGUUCUGUUUUCCUAUGGGUAGUACUCCACAGAGCACUCGUAUUGUAUUCAGCACCCGCUGACCAGUUGAGGUCGGGGGUUAAAGGUUGGAGACAAAGUGACGACUUGUGAAUUAUGUGAUCUGUAGUUUCCACACCAAGCCUGUGUAAAACAGGAGUCAGAUGAAGCACUACAAUACCCACAAUCCUGUUAGUUAAGUGAAGUCACAUGAGAAAAAAACAAUCCAAACACCAAAUCGAAGUUUUUACAUAGCAUCUCUAUCAACUGGAAACAAUCAGUCGUUGAAUAAAUAAUCAUAACGUAUGAAUAUAUGGAGGAAAACUCAUCCCACCCAUGAAGGAGAAGUGUCUGCCUUCAGAUGAUUUGGGGGAUUAUGGUGAACCAGAUGGGCUCCCAGGGUAGCGUGGUUAACCAGAAGAGGCGUUUGGUGCUUGGUGUGGUGAUCCUUCUCCUGGUGGAUGUGAUCUGGGUCGCCUCUUCUGAACUGACAUCAUAUAUAUUCAAACAGGAGGACUACAACAAGCCUUUUUUCAGCACGUUUGCAAAGACGUCCAUGUUUGUCCUGUACCUCCUGGGUUUCCUGGUGUGGAGACCUUGGAAGCAGCAGUGUAAUGGAGGCUUCCGCCGACAGCACCCAGCACUUUUCACGGAUGCUGAAGAAUGUCUUACCCCAUUUAUUGCUGAGAAUGGUUAUAGCAACACUUUGAGUGAAUCCCUCUAUGUUCCAGUGAAGUUCCAGGAUUCCCCCUUGGAAUAUGUCACCACUGCCAGUUCUGACUGUGAAGUUUCCCAAGUCCCCAAGAAGCAGAGAGUCCGCUUCAGCAACAUCAUGGAGGUGCGACAGCUUCCCCCAACCCAGGCGCUGGAGGCCAAAUUCUCACGCAUGUCCUACACUGCCUGCAAGGACCAGGAGUCUCUGCUCAAGACUGCCGGCAAACUGACUGUGUCUGAAGUGGCUAAAAUCAGCUUCUUUGUCUGCUUUGUGUGGUUUCUAGCCAACUUUUCUUAUCAACAAGCGCUCUCAGAAACAGAGGUCGCCAUUGUGAACAUUUUGUCUUCUACUUCUGGUCUCUUCACUCUGAUCUUGGCAGCCAUAUUCCCUAGCAGUAGCAGUGACCGAUUCACACUCUCCAAGCUCUUAGCUGUAGUACUGAGCAUGGGAGGAGUGGCACUUGUCAGCGUCUCAAGCAUCGACAGCGGAAAAGGCACUAUUGGGUCCCUCUGGUCCUUGGCAGGGGCGGCGUUAUAUGCUGUGUACAUUGUCAUGAUCAAAAGGAAGGUUGAUCGAGAAGGAAAAAUGGACAUUCCCAUGUUUUUUGGUUUUCUGGGGCUUUUCAACAUCCUCUUCCUCUGGCCAGGCUUCCUCCUGUUGCACUACACUGGCUUUGAGGCCUUCGAGCUGCCCAGCAACUUGGUGUGCACCUAUAUCCUCAUCAAUGGCUUGAUUGGUACUGUGCUCUCAGAGUUCCUCUGGCUGUGGGGGUGCUUUCUGACGUCCUCUCUGAUAGGAACUUUAGCCUUGAGUCUCACAAUACCACUGUCCAUCAUAACAGAUAUGUGUAUGCAGAAGGUGCAUUUCUCCUGGAUGUUCUUUGUGGGGAGUAUUCCUGUGUUCCUGUCCUUCUUCACUGCCACUCUCUUAUGCCACUACAAUAACUGGGACCCAGUGACCGUGGGCCUGAGGAGGAUGUUUGCUUUCAUCUGCCGCAAGAAACGCUUUCAAAGAUUGUCUGAAGACAGCGAGCAAACUGAGAGCCUUAUUCCUCUUCACAGCCUCUCUCAAGCUGAUUGACACUAGAGCUCUUGGAGAGGAACUUGUUUCAGCUCUACGUAGCCCACUACCAAUGAUUCAUAUACCAGUGGUUUUGUAGCCACUUCCUCAGUAUCUCUUUCUGAGCAAGAUAAAGGGCCCUAAUUGAUGAGCAACGAGUAAAGCAGCGAGCAAAGUCCAUUGUGCAUUAAGUAAAGCUAUCGUUUCGCGUGUGGGAGCAUUGCGCUGACCCACCCAUGUUUGCAUUUAGGAUGUUGCUCAUGGUAUUAAAUUAUCAAAAUUAUCAAAUUAGCUUUAGUUCAUGUGCUGCGGACUUUGAUUGUGGUUGUUUCUUUCCUCGUUGCCAGUUGCCUGUACCUUACUGAUAUGGCCUCAUUGUUUACUCAAAGUUUUGGUCCUUUUUGAGUUUAUAUUUCCUUAAUCAGUCCCUCCGGGAUUUCGCAAUCUUGUGUUUUCACAAAUUCAUGCAAAUUCAGGGAUUUCCCGCAUUUGCGGGUUGCCAUUUUUCACUCACUCAAGUCAUGGAAUUUCUGCAUUUUUUUUGUGAUUUGAUUUCAAAAUCACUGCAAUUUCAAAUUCCACCAGGAUAUUCACUAUUUUACUUUUGGCCGCAACAAUCAGAAGAAAUCUUGCAAGAUCCUGGUAGUAUCACAGUUUUUAGGAGUUCCCGCCAGAAACCUCAAUAUCACCACAAAUUUGGAAAAUUCCCACAACAAAUUCAGUCCCUUUAGGCCACAGUAAUCACAACAAACCCUUGCAAAAUCCUGGAGGGGACUGCUUAAUGUAUCUGCAUCAAAUUUGUAUUUCUUCUACAUGUGAAACAGUAAAAUACUGCUAGAGUGUUGCCCAACACUUCUCAGGUAGAAACCCCUUUCCCACCCUUCUGAUUUCUUCUUUAAUAGAAUGUCAUAAUGUCAUGGUUACAUUUAUGAAGGUUAGAGAUGAAGCUCUUUUAGAAAACUUGGAGACUCCCUUGCAAAACUUUAAUGGUGUAGUCAGAACCAACCAACAGUACUGUGAGUCUUUAUCUUCUUUCUGUUUCCUUUCAAGAUGUGUAAUAUCAAAGACGUAAGUCAAGAGAGCUAUCAGCAGAUAGGAAGAAGUUGUAGAGAUAAGGAGAAUUACCGAAAGGAACCCCAUUACUCCUCCAUAGGAGGAAACAACACAUAACUGUCUAAAUAGCACUAGUCAUCUGAUGAUUGAACACUCAGUGUCCACUGCCAUAUGGACCUCUUCCGUUCAUUUGUAUAUGUAUAUGUAUGUAGCUGGACCAGCACUGGUUAAAGAGGCCACAAGCACAUUGCAGGGGAGUAGAGAAUGAGUUCCGCCCAAAGGCAUUUGUUUAUGGCAAGUGUAAUCACAUUUUGGAACAUCUGACCAAAUCUAAGCAGUAAAAGCCUCAAGCACAUUACUCAAAUCUAAAAUAUGCCAGUGAUUCAACGUGUAGUCUGUUUCUCCUCUCAGCCUCUGACUACAUCCGCCUACUACCUAAUCUGCAUCAGAUUCUGUGUUUUCAUGUUUCCUUCAGAACUUUACUUGUUUCUUUUUUUUUCUUCUUGAAUCUUUCUAGAUAGACUAUUCCAAUGAAUGCAGUGAUGUGACAAUCUUUGAUUGGCCAAACAAAACUCUAAGCACCUUAGUGCCUCAUUUUUUAUUUUUCUAUUGAAGAGCUUUAUUCAGUACUUCACUCAGUCUCAUGUGUAAGUUUUUAAAUAGGGUUGUGUUGAACAAUAUGAAAAUAUUGUUGUGGACUUAGCUUUUUUGACUGGAAUGAGAUAAUUCUCGGAGGUACAAACAUCUCCUCUGAACAUGUGUGUGUUUGUGUUUUUUUUUUCUUUAUUAAAUGACCAUCCUAUGUGGUCUUCCUUCUGAGAGCUGAAUGUAUUGAAUUGAAGCUAAACUUUCUCACCACUUUAACUGACCUGUCAGCGCUAUCAACAAGCUACACUAACAAAACCAUACUUUCCAUUGUCUGAGAUAUGUGGCUCUUGAAUGAAUAGGUCACUGACAAGAUGCUGUCAGUGUGGCUUUUUUUGUUUGUUUGUUUAUUUGUUUGUUUUUUGUCACAAUAUGAAUAGUGUUGACAUACGCUUUACAUAUGAUUUCCAGUACAUUGUACAAUAUGUUAGCUUCACUGAAAUCACAGAGAGCAAUUGUGUAAUUUCACAGUUUUAAACGGUACAAAAUGGCUGAAAGAGAGGUAGUGUAAUUGUAAUAAAAUGAGUUAGAUAUUUAUCACACAGUGUUCCACAGUGUGUACUAGUCUUGGUAGUGCACCAACACAUACAUAAAUAGCCUCUUAUGUUCUGACUGAGUAUGGCUGCUGUCUACCUCUAUGUGCCCUGACAUUAAAAUGUGUACCAAGUGUGUUUCUUCUGUCUGUAACAUGAUCAGACUUUACUUUAACAUGCUCAAAAAAUUCAGGUUAGGCUGUAGGCUGUGCAAUGGCAUUAUAUACAAUGAUGAAGCAUUUCAGAGAAUGUGUUUUAUUGGGACAAAUGAGCUGAUUUGAAAGUGUAGCACGCAACCACCUGUGAUGAACUGAACUGCCUGUUGUGUCAAUGUAAUUGCCAUAGGUCCACUCGGUGAUUUGUUGUUUGUGAAUAUCAGAUCUGUGGGAAUUCAUCCCAACUUGCUCACAUUGUCAAGACUACAUUGGAUGAUCGAGACGGAUAAUGUUUAAAAAAUGUUUUGGCCUUGGUGAUUCUUUUUUUAUUCUGACAAAUAUUUGGGUUGGCAUUUCUCUUGAAAGAAAACAUCUGUUGAGAUUCAAUGUUUUAGCCAGUGAGAGAUUUUCAACCAAUGAGCACAUUUGCCAAAAGGCAUAUUGCAUGGUGACGAAGGAAAAGGACGUGUGGGUGCGUGCUGCUGUUCAAUAAUGUGCUGGUCUUUGUCUCAUCUGUUCUCAUUAGCUGAUACUGAGUUUUGAAAGUGAUAUGAUCAAAAUUCACUCCUUAUUGUUAUUUUUUUUUAUUGUCAUUUGAAUGUGAAGGGGUUUUGCAUAUGGUUAAAUGAUGCUGAAGGAAUUUUACAAGAUGAUUAUUGCAUACAGCAAAUCCAGAGAAACACUAUCAACAUGACACUAAAUGAGCUUUUCAGGGUUUUUGAUUUUAUUUUUUUCCACGCCUGUGUUGUUGAUUACUGUUUUUGUCUAUUUUCAAGGUUGCCUUUUUGCUGUUUGUGUGUUUGAUGUUUGUCUGUGUGUUUUCUAUGCUUGUUGGACUGAACUGUGCACUCAUUAUUACAGCAGAAAGCAAUUUCAUGAACAGACCUGUCAGGAUGUGCAUUCAUAAGAUAUUAAAAAGCUCAAAUAUGAA